This is a messenger RNA of Aspergillus thermomutatus, 3372 nucleotides long. RefSeq lists its product as uncharacterized. The transcript is spliced from 3 exons. NCBI's taxonomy places the organism in Eukaryota, Fungi, Ascomycota, Eurotiomycetes, Eurotiales, Aspergillaceae. The record is from RefSeq and is a predicted model, not a curated record. Gene Ontology annotation, biological process: transmembrane transport. The coding region runs from base 1 to 3372 and encodes 1123 amino acids.
AUGCGGACUGGCAUGGCACCCGGAGUCCUAUGUUUAUGUCUCAUCAACGCGCAGACAACUUCUCGACAGGUCGAGGCCGUCCUUUUCAGAAACGGAUACUGGGAACAUCUCGACGACAGCGGCGAUGGCACAUUGUGGGAUCUGCAGAUCAUGGCAUUGCGGGUCUAUGCGUCCAUCAUUGAGUCGGAUCCUUUACAGUUGCAGUUUGUCCCGUUAGAUGUGUCCGUCGUUUUCAACCUGGAGGACCCUCUUUAUACUCUCAACAUCACUGUAUAUGGCAAUGUGUCUGGGACUGCCGAUCGGUCGUCUUCCUAUCCAUCUCCCGAUGAUCCCCGAUGGUCGAAUCCCAACGAUACUGUCGGGAAGAUCGUUGAUCUCAACACCGCCAACAACAAAUAUAGUACUCUUCUAACCAAUGUGGACGUAGUCAGCUUCUCCCCAUAUAGCGAUGCCUCCAGAUUCUGCGAUGCCGUUACCCAAGGAGGGCCUUGCCCUUUGGGACCGGUCUUUUACGCAAAUGCGUCUGACUUGUCCGCGCUGCGCGCUUUCUCGGUCCAGCACGACAUGCAAUCGGCCUACCGCUUUUCCACCCUCUCGUCAUCUUUCAAAAUCAAAUCGGGCGACGCAGCAGCUACUGCGCUCGGAUGUAUAACCGUGGACAUCACGCCGGACCUUGGAACAUCUUUGAAGAAUGCUCUAGCCUACGUCCCCCUGGUCAUCCUUGUGCUGGUUGGGAUCGCAACAAUAUCUGCGGCAAUGUACAGCCCGUGGGGCACGACGAAUUUCUUCCACUGGACAAGCAAUUAUGGCCGGGAUGAGGAUGUUCUGCGACUUGUGACACCGGGCUUCGGGGACUGCCUGCAGUAUAUACAGUUCGCGGUUUUGACGGGGGCGCUCUCAUUGAAUUACCCUGGAUACUAUCAGCCAGUGGUCAGCCAAGUCGCCUGGUCUACUCUUAUGUUCAACCAGAGCUUUGUCCAUCCAGGUCACGGGCGAGAUCCUGUAGUUGAUGGGGUUUAUGCCGUCAACGCUACCUAUGGGCUUGAGAGAUUGGAUCAGUAUGUCGGAAUGGCCACAGCAAGUGACAUCUGGCCCGGGAUGAUCAUCUGGUUGGUCGUGAUCCUGGGCAUAGUCACCGUUUUGAUUCAGCUUGCAUUUGCUUUCCGUUGGCUUCACCACGAACUAGCGAAUAUCCCGGAAGAGGAUCUCCGUUCGAAGAACAUGCCGUUCACUGUGGGGAAUGUGGUUCGGAUAGUUUUCAACUUUCUGUUCCUCCCCGUGGUGUCAUUAUCCUUCUUCCAGCUGGUGAUUGCUGGCGACUCUCCAGCAUACUCUGUGGCGCUCGCCGUGGUGGUUAUUCUCGCAUUAUUGGCAUUUUCCAUCUGGACAGUCAGAUUGAUCGUGAGCACGCGCCCCAAGUCACACCUUUUCGACGAUCUACCGACAGUGUUAUUGUAUGGACCUCUCUACAAUACCUGCUGUGACGAUGCGGCAGCAUUCGCGGCUGUAACAAUCUUCAUCACUUUUGCGCGUGGUGUUGCAAUUGGCGCUCUCCAACCAUCCGGCAUAGCCCAAAUAGUUCUCCUCGCUAUCUGUGAAGUUGUAUAUGUUCUCACCCUCGUGGCCUUCCGACCAUUUCCACAUCCCACAUCCAUGAACCUUUAUCAUGCCUGUUUCGCCAUCGUGAGAUUUCUCACGAUACUUCUCAGCGUCGUGUUCGUCCCUUCUCUUGGAGUAUCGCAGGCGGCGCGCGGGUGGAUUGGAUACAUCAUACUCUUACUCCACGCUUUGGUCCUUGUCUUUGGAUUCUUCCUAAACGCACUACAGACUUUGAUUGAAGUGAUAGCUCGUCUCGCUGGCGCUGGCGGUUACGAAGGUGGUGCCACUCGCGGAGGACUCGUCAAGGUAUUCGGCAUGCGCCAACUCUCGCGGCGCCUACCGAGGCGCGAUGCUGCAGGGACACGUCAAAGCAUGGCCUCCGAUGCUGUCAUGCUUGCGCACACGGAUGAUCGGAUGUCCGCGCAAUUCGAUGGCUCAAGACCAAGGAGCCUUUCAAACAGCUCUGCGCUGCUCUUGAACAGAGCAACCGCAAGCGACGGCAGGGCCAGUGGAAUUUUCGAAUCAGGAAGUGCACAUGGUGGAACGCAUAGUCGUGCCAACAGUAGUGGGUUGUAUACUCCUACCACCCUUGGGGGUUUCCAGGGUGCUGGCUACCAAACGACAGGAAGCAACUCGCCCAAAAGCGGUCUCAUCUACGCCGCGCAGCCACAUGACCCCUAUUAUAGACCCCCUCGGCCCCGUAGAAAUAACGAAAGAGGCGCGUCUUUCGAAAAGGGCAGGGCAGUCUCACGCACAGUUUCAAGGUCGGGCAAUCUGGGCGAUAUGGACGACGAUCUCAUCGAGGGUCCCUCAAUUUCCGGAAGGGGUACUCCUGUGCCUGCGUAUCUUCCGGCACCCAAGGAAGAUCUUGACUACGACGAUUCAAGACCGUCCCGAAAGGACUAUGCCGUUCGUGAAGUAGACUUCUAUUACCGAGUGCGAGGCCCUCCACUUUCCCAAUCUGGGACAAGAAAGUUGAAGACCGGCCCCGCAGAUCCCACGGGCCCGGUUUCCUCCGCUACAGGCUUUUUCCGAAACCUCUUCAGGGGAAAAACAAAGGAGAAAGGCAAGGGGUUUGAAGUUGUCCGCAGCACCAGAGCACCGCCUCCUGGCCUCUUUCCCGAGGGAGAUAAUUUCAAUGAGCCGUACAGGGAUGAGCCCGAGGAGCAGGCAUCCCAUGAUCAUGAACGCCAGCCUACAGAGAACGAUGUGGAGGAAUCUGACUCGGAAGAAGACGUCAAUCCACCGACUGAGCAGCCUUCCAUCACCUUACCGCAACUUGACAUUGGUGGUGCUAUCGAGCUCCCUAGCCGGCUGGGGUCGCGGCGUAGCUCGCAAGCACCCUCCGUGGCACGGCGGGAUUCUGUCAAUGCAUCGGAUCUAGAGAAGGACGAUCAAUGUCAGUCCCUACCCGUGGUCGAGGAAGUUAUCUCGACGGGAGUUACAACACCUGAACUUCAGCACGACACUACGCGCUUUCCGACAGGUCAACUUCAGCCCUCGUCCGGUGCUGGUCGCCUGCCAUUCAGCGCCAACAGCUCGCCUUCUCAGGAUCGGAAUGUAUCAAUUGCGUCCACGACUGCGUCGACGUCAUCCAGUCGCCGAGUCGGUCAUGACGGCAGCGGUAAAUCUGAACGUCCGUCGAGCGUGGGUUAUGUUGCUCAGCACCGAACUUCGGAUUAUAUUCACCAGGCUAGCCCGGACGAGCCCACCUUCACAGGAAGUGCGGCUGAAUUAGUGGACGAAGCUCCUCAGCACGGAGGAGUGCAUUAA